UUUUCCACAGCCUCCGUCAGGGGGUUGCCAUAGAUACUGGCGUGACAUAGGAGCAGGAGAGUCUCCAGGGCCUGUGCGGAGGGACGGAGCAGCCAGGAGGAGCCGUCUUGCUCCGUAGCAAGUUUCAGCACUGCUGGAGAAGUUGCUCGCCAAGAGAAGGGAUGGUGGGAAGUGGAGCCCUGCUGGAUCCGUGGCGGUGAAACGCCUGGGCUCACCCCACCAUGGCGGGGGUGGCACAGCAGCUAAGCCAGCCAGGGAGAAACAUGAAUGGCAGUGACUGAUAACCCCAAAAGCCGCUCGACGGAUUCCCAGGUUACCUUCCCUAAGGAUGUUCUGCUUACCACUUCUGCUCUUAGCUGGAUUCUCACCAUGCUCGGGCUCCGAAGUCAAUCCUGCAAUAUGCCGGUAUCCUUUGGGAAUGUAUGAAGGAACCAUCCAGGACGAAGACAUUACCGCUUCCAGCCAGUGGUAUGAUUCAACUGGACCACAGUAUGCCCGGUUGCUCAGAGAAGAAGGUGACGGGGCCUGGUGUCCGGCAGGACUCCUGCAACCAGAAGAUGUGCAGUUUCUUCAGAUAGAUCUCCACAAACUGUACUUCAUCACGCUGGUGGGGACACAAGGACGGCACGCCCGGGCUACCGGGAAGGAGUUUGCCCGGGCCUAUCGGAUCAACUACAGUCGUAACGGCGAGCAGUGGCUCUCCUGGCAUGAUCGUCACAACAGGCAGGUGAUCCAAGGCAACACAGACACAUACGAGGUUGUUCUGAAAGAUCUUCGCCCGCCCAUCAUUGCUCGCUACAUCCGAGUGAUCCCAGUGACCGAGCAGCCCAUGACUGUUUGCAUGAGAGUAGAACUCUACGGAUGUCUCUGGUCUGAUGGACUGGAGUCCUACAGCAUGCCUGAAGGAGAAAUCAUGGCGGCCCCUGGCAAUCCUAUUAUUUAUCUGAAUGACUCAACCUAUGACGGUUACCAGGAACGAAAGCUCCUACAUGGUGGGCUGGGCCAACUUACAGACGGUGUCCUGGGAUUGGAUGAUUUCACCAAGAGCCACCAAUACCGCGUGUGGCCAGGGUACGACUACGUCGGCUGGAGAAAUGACAGUUUCCGGAAUGGCGUCGUGGAGAUGGAGUUCCAGUUUGACCGCCAGAGGAAUUUCACCUCCAUGAAGGUCCACUGCAACAACAUGUUUUCCAAAGGGGUGAAGAUCUUUGAGAGGGUGGAAUGCCUCUUCAAGCCAAGGCUGAUCGCCGAGUGGGACCCACAGCCCGUGGGUGUAGACACCGUUCUGGACGACAAAAAUCCCAGUGCACGAUUCGUGACUGUCCCCUUCAACCAGCACGUGGGCAAAGCCAUCCUCUGCCGUUUCUACUUUGCUGAUACCUGGAUGAUGAUAAGUGAGGUCUCCUUUCAAUCAGUCAAUAUGGAUGCUCCUGAUCCAAUCUUGGUCACUUCAGCUUGGAGCACCACCCCAGAGACAUACCUGUCAUCAGAGAGACCAAAUGCUACAGAAGGGACUUGGGGGAGCACCAUCCUAUCUUCCAUCAGCCCCAGUGUUGAGCAGAAGGCAGAGGACUCCAACUCUUCUAGUCUGAUCAGUUGCCUUGUGGCCAUCAUUCUUCUGCUGGUGGUGGUGAUCGUUGCCAUCCUGUGGAGGCAGUAUGCUCAGAAGCAUCUGGAGACGGCUCCCCGACGAAUCCUGGAAGAGGAUGCCACGGUGCGGCUCUCUUUCUACAGCUCCAGAAUUGUCGGUGGCCAGACGCAGAUCCACCAGACCAACCCCACCUAUGAGAGAGUCUUCCCCUUGGAUCUGGAAUACCACCAGCCUCUCACCCUACUCCAGAAACUGCCAGAGUUAUCUCAAAGCGCCGAAGACUCGGCCUGCAGCGGUGAUUAUGCAGAGCCCGACCUCACCAAGUGCACCCCUCACCAGGGAUUCCAGAAUAACGUUCCCCACUAUGCCGAGACAGACAUCGUCAACUUGCAAGGGGUGACAGGAAACAACACGUACUCCGUGCCAGCCAUCACCGUUGACUCCUUGACCAAGAAGGACAUUUCCAUAGCUGAGUUUCCACGGCAGCAGCUGCAGCUCAAGGAGAAGUUGGGAGAAGGGCAAUUUGGGGAGGUCCACCUGUGUGAAGCUGUUGGUCUUCUGGAAUUCUUGGGCCGCGCUUCCCCAGAAGGUUCCAGCCGGGCAAUUCUGGUGGCUGUGAAGAUGUUGAGAGCUGAUGUCACCAAGACAGCCAGGAAUGACUUCCUAAAGGAGAUCAAGAUCAUGUCCCGGCUGAAUGACCCGAACAUCAUCCGCUUGUUGGGUGUGUGUGUGAGGGAUGACCCUCUCUGCAUGAUCACCGAAUACAUGGAAAACGGGGACCUCCACCAAUUUCUGUUGCAACGGCAGAGUAGAAGCGCCUUCACACAUUCCAGCAACGUUCCUUGUGUCAGUUGCCUCCAUCUCUUGCUCAUGGCAACUCAGAUUGCUUCAGGCAUGAAAUACUUGGCUUCCCUCAACUUUGUCCACCGGGAUUUGGCCACACGCAACUGCUUGGUUGGAAAUAACUACACCAUCAAGAUUGCUGAUUUUGGCAUGAGCAGGAACUUGUACAGUGGCGAUUAUUAUCGGAUUCAGGGCAGGGCUGUGUUGCCGAUCCGCUGGAUGGCCUGGGAGAGUAUUCUGUUGGGCAAGUUCACCACUGCCAGUGACGUGUGGGCCUUUGGUGUGACGUUGUGGGAAAUGUACACCUUAUGCAAAGAGCAGCCGUAUAGUUGGCUUUCUGAUGAACAGGUCAUUGAGAACACGGGGGAAUUCUUCCGAGAUCAAGGUCGGCAGGUCUACUUGUCUCAGCCACCUCUGUGUUCAAACCCUGUGUUUUCUUUGAUGAUGAAAUGCUGGAGCCGAGACAUCAAAGAUCGUCCUACCUUUGAAGCAAUCCAUCUGUUUCUUAUUGAACAAAUGGAUGGAAGUAUUGGACCUAUAUGAGAACAUGAGAGACACUGUUGAAAGACCACUGUUGUUUUGGGUUGCCUCUGAUUGGGCCGAAGUUUCUCAAGUAUCUGUUUGACUCCCUUAGUCCUGUGGGCAAGACCAGAUGAAGUCAGACAAACAACUGAAGUAACCAUUGAAGCUGUUACCUCUUGGGAUUUCUUUGAGAUGUAGCGUGGUGGGGCCUUUUCAUCAUGUGGCUGGUGGCCAUCAUGAGAAGAAUUAUGGCCCAAAGUUGAGGUGACUUCAUCACCUUGGUGAGAAUCCAUGUUCUGUACUGUCCUCUCAGUGGGGGCACCUUGAAGCUGCUGCUUUUCUCAGCCACAGUCAAGAGUUCCACAGGGCUGAGAAACCAACAUCUCAUGGAAUAAUUUUGCCUUCCUCCCUUGAAAUACUGAGAGGAUCUUUUGCCUCUGCCUUGUCUCUCCUUCCUAGGAGGGAAUAUACUGUCUCCAAAAUGGGAAAAAGUAAUGUUCCACCUCUUUGGAAUAGUCAAGUUCUUUGGAUGUCUGUCCACCUUUCCUGAAAACCACUUUUGGUACAUCCUGUGGGGAAGACACUGUUUUCAGUUGGACCACCAACCACUGUCCUUUCUAUCUUUCGAUCAAUUUGGGGAGCUGAUUGAUACUUGUGACUUCAGAUUCACCAAAAGGAGGCAUGUGUGAAGUUUCCCACACUGGAUUUACUACUUUGGAGAAGAACAAAACAAAAAUGAAUGUUAAAGGUCAUAAGAAGGCCUUCCAGAUAUCAACAAAUGGAAGGGAUUUACUUUGGGGGGAGGCAAUAUUGUAUGAAUAGCUGACACUGUGAUUAAUGUCAAGAUGAAGUUGAUGUCCUGUAGCCCAAAAGGACUGAUGUUCAAAUCAUGCUGUGUUGAGAUUUGUUAAGACACUAAAGGAGGCAUAGUCAGCUUUAGAACAUCUCACCAGCUUCAUUUUCACCCAGCCUACCUUUCCUUUCCUUGUCCCUUUUUUAUUUUAAAUCCCUUAAACGUCUGCUGCUUUAACGUUUGUAUUUUAAAAAAAGUUUGGAAAUUAGUCAACCAAGUUUCUAGCCCAUCAUGAUUAAGCUUGAAAAUUGGGGGGUUGGGGGUUGGGGGGGAUCUUGAGAAAGACUUGGACAAGACAGAACUGGCAGAAGGGAAAGACACCUCAAAUGCCUUGAAUGUUUCCUUUGCCCCCAAAUAACGGGAAGGAUCCAAAUUCAUAGAAAAUCACAUUUGGCACAGUUUUGGAGUGGGGUCUGUCAUGCCAACUGUCCACUUUUUCACCAGACUUCAGAUUAAUGUGUGGCAAGCUUUAUCACUGUUGUGUUGUUUUUUGUAGGGUACCAAAGGCUAUUGUUAAUUACACAAAAUAAUAAUUGAAUUAAUUACACAAAAUAAUAGCUGAGCAAAUGUGGGGCAAAACACUUUGGUAAACAGCCUCAUUCUCCCAGACAAACCAGGAACUGACAUUGGUGGACAUGUUGAGAAUUCUUCCCUAGAGAUCUCUUCUAAACAUUCUCUUCCAGAACUACAAUUUUCAACUCGAGGAAGGGAAAAAUGACUCUUUGAAUUGUUUAACCAAUCCUAUUCACCCUGGCUGAUCUGGAAGAUCUAAACAGGGUGGGAUCUGGUUGGAAGACCAGAUGGGAAAACACUGGGCAUACGUUUGACGAAACAAACUAUGUGGUCAUAUCUGUGAAACUGGUAGCAGUCAAACUUGACUUAAGAGAUUUUACCUUAAGGGCCAAACAUUACAAAUUAUUCAAAGAGCUCAGCUCUUGGGGUUUUUUUUAAUUAAUACCAAGGGGAUGC
Molecule: messenger RNA, 4778 nt
Organism: Candoia aspera
Lineage: Eukaryota; Metazoa; Chordata; Lepidosauria; Squamata; Candoiidae
Product: discoidin domain-containing receptor 2-like
Exons: 17
Coding region: 329-2977 (882 amino acids)
Biological process (GO): protein phosphorylation; positive regulation of neuron projection development; positive regulation of kinase activity
Cellular component (GO): plasma membrane; signaling receptor complex
Molecular function (GO): protein tyrosine kinase collagen receptor activity; ATP binding; collagen binding
Source: RefSeq, a predicted model, not a curated record